AUGGCCUUACCGCCACAGUAUAGGGAACCCGGCCCGGCGCUCCCUACCAUCAUAGUCCCCUCGGCCGACCGUUUUCGAAGUCAUGGGAAUCAUCACGACGUGCCCUUUGGGGGAAGUCCGGCCAUGUCAAUACCCAGACUCGAGACUCCAGACGACGUCCCUCCUCCUCUCCCGCCUCCACGAUACGUUCCCGGCACUGUUGACCUACCACAUCACCCAGACGGCAUGAGGGAUAGAAGAGACUAUGGUCACGCACCGGCGUCUAUUGCCAGCGACUAUGGGAGCAUGGGCUCGUCCUUUGCGGAAGAUCCACCUAACUAUAAGAGGGACAAUGCUGGUACCAUUGGCGAUCGAGACGAGGGAUACGUCAGCUACUCGUCGACAGAGAGGUCUGCCCCCAGCGAGUUUGGUAUGGGUCACAAUGCCUUCCACUUCAAGUCUCCAGCCGAAAUCCAUGGCGACAGCAUGAAGAUGAAGCUCAUUCCCAGCCGGUCUAUUGACAAGUCACCUCCUCGACCAAUCCUGAGUGCCUCCCUAAAUGAACUCCUUUCUCGAAGACCUCCCACCGAGAAUCGGUUUGCCCAGCUUCCAUUUCAAACAUGCCCAGUCCUCGACUUUCCCGCACGAUUCACAGAAACGUCACUGCACUCUGCAGUCUCGCCACGUGCUGAGAUCUUCCACUAUGGUGACCGCUCGCCAAAUGACAGCUGCGACAUUGACCACUCAUCACGAUCUCGAUCGCGAAGGAAUAACAGCGAUGAUGCUGCAUCAAUAAGGAGUUACGAGUUCAGUAGUGCUGAGGAUAUGGAUAUGGUAGAGACUUCGCGAAGAGCAGCUAGUCCGCAAAUUGACCACCCCCUGGCCACUCAACCCCAUCUUCUCCGUUGCCGCGAUGUAGGAUCUCGACGGUCACCGACGCUAUGUCUCGGCACUAUUCCCCAAGGCUUAUGUAUCUCGACGUCGUCAUCGGCAUCUCAGUCCAACUCGUACAUGUCUUCCAUGUCAAUCCCUGCGAGUGUUACCACAGAAAACUCACCCACUGGCUUCUCGUCUGGUAGCAUCUCGCCUACAUGCAGCUCUUCGUAUAACACGCCCAUCUCUCUCACUCCUAGCUCAAGAAACCUGAUCUCAGGUCGUGUGCCAGCAGAUGCUAGAACCGUCUCUAGCGCCAGCCCUCCUAAGCUCACUAGUCUACAGAAGCCUGGCGGUUCUACGCAACUAAGCUUACUUAAAGUAUGUAAAUGUUGCCCAAGGAAGCCAAAGAAGUUCGAAACGGAAGAGGAGCUACACGCUCAUGCGGCCGAGAAGCAAUACGAAUGCUCGUUCUGUGGAAACCGGUUCAAGAACAAGAAUGAGGCGGAGCGCCAUCAAAACUCACUCCACGUCCGCCGUCAUGCGUGGUGCUGCUCCGCCCUUUCCAGCUACGACCGCGCGUUCCACGAGUCGGCAAACCGACCUGCCGAAGCUGAUACUUGUGGCUAUUGCGGUGACGAGUUUCCGCGAUCUGGAUGGAGCCCGGGGGCGGGUACGCUGAGUGGCGACAACGUGUUUAGACACGCCACGGAGCAGGACUGGGAUGAGCGGAUCAGGCACAUGCAGGAGGUGCACAAGUUUAGGGAAUGCAACUCAUCCAAGAAGUUUUACCGGGCGGAUCACUUCAGACAGCACCUGAAGCACAGCCAUGCGGGCACGAGCGGCAAAUGGACGAAUAUGUUGGAGAAUGCUUGUAUGAUGGAGGAAGAGGAUCUGGGAGCACAGCUAGAACAGGAAGCGUGGGAUGGGUUUGGGAAUAAUCCGCCCGUUGUCCGGGCGUGA
Molecule: messenger RNA, 1815 nt
Organism: Ilyonectria robusta
Lineage: Eukaryota; Fungi; Ascomycota; Sordariomycetes; Hypocreales; Nectriaceae
Exons: 4
Coding region: 1-1815 (604 amino acids)
Source: RefSeq, a predicted model, not a curated record